This is a messenger RNA of Camellia sinensis, 1987 nucleotides long. Its product is annotated as protein DETOXIFICATION 16. Gene Ontology annotation, cellular component: membrane. The record is from RefSeq and is a predicted model, not a curated record. Gene Ontology annotation, biological process: xenobiotic detoxification by transmembrane export across the plasma membrane. Gene Ontology annotation, molecular function: antiporter activity; xenobiotic transmembrane transporter activity. NCBI's taxonomy places the organism in Eukaryota, Viridiplantae, Streptophyta, Magnoliopsida, Ericales, Theaceae.
UUGUUCUGUUGCCACUCUUUUACAGAGAGAGUCCCUUUGAUCAUUCCCUAUGUCUUCAAUAGUGAGAGUUAUGGAGGACUCCUCUGACGAAGCUGUGCCUGAAUUUCCUCUGAUUCCAAGUUCUGAAAGGAUCAAUGGGUUUAAAGGAACAGAAAACAAGGAAGCACUUGAGCUUGAGACGUCAUCAAACGCCAUUAUUAUUAAUGCAGAAGAACUGAAGAAACAAUUGCAGUUGGCAGGACCUUUAGUCAUAGUUGGUUUUUUGCAGUACAGCAUACAGAUGAUAUCGGCUGUGUUCUUAGGACACCUCGGAGAGCUCCCUCUCUCCAGUGCAACUAUGGCUACUUCAUUUGCUGGAGUCACUGGUUACUAUUUCAUUCUAGGAAUGGCAAGUGCACUAGAAACGUUUUUUGGACAAGCCUAUGGAGCAAAACAAUAUCACAUGCUUGGUAUGCACUUGCAGAGAGCUAUGCUUGUACUUAUGCUAACAGGCAUUCCCAUAGCAUUCAUUUGGAACUUUACUGGGUAUAUUUUCACACUUUGUGGACAAGACUCUGAAAUUUCUACACAAGCCGGGAUAUACGCACGUUGGUUGAUCCCUAGUAUUUUUCCUUACGCCCUCCUUCAGUGUCAACUUCGAUUCUUACAGACUCAAAAUAAUGUAAAGCCGUUGAUCAUAAGCACAAUCAUGACAACUUUGCUUCAUGUCCUUAUCUCAUGGAGUUUGAUAUUCAGAAUUGGCCUUGGCAACAAAGGUUCUGCCCUGUCCAUUGCCAUCUCUUAUUGGAUCAAUGUGUUGUUUUUGGCAAUUUAUAUCCACUUUUCGUGUACUUGUCAAAACACUUGGACUGGAUUUUGCAAAGAGGGUAUGAAAGAUCUUGCCAGCUAUGUUUCACUGGCUAUUCCCUCAGCUUUUAUGGUUUGCUUGGAAUAUUGGUCGUAUGAGUUUCUGAUUCUUAUGUCUGGUCUUCUACCUAAUCCCAAGCUUGAAACAUCAAUGAUGGCAAUCAGCUUUGACACAAGUUCAUUGGUAUUUAGAAUCCCUUAUGGAAUUGGCAGCGCAGUAAGCACGAGAGUUUCAAAUGAAUUAGGUGCAGGGCAACCACGUGUUGCACAACUUGCGGUACAGGUUGCCAUAUUCUUGGCUACUGCACAAGGCCUGUUCACAAGCUUAAUUUUGGUUUCAGUACGCAACAUAUGGGGCUAUUUAUAUACCAAUGAAGAUGAAGUUGUGAAAUACAUGGCUUCAGUAAUACCAGUGCUUGUGAUUUCCAACUUCAUGGAUGGAAUUCAGGCUGCACUCUCAGGUACUGCAAGAGGAUGUGGUUGGCAGAAGAUUGGGGCAUUUGUGAAUCUAGGAGCUUAUUACUUAGUUGGCCUUCCUUCUGCCAUCAUCUUAACUUUUGUCCUACACUUUGGAGGGAAGGGCUUAUGGAUGGGAAUCAUAAGUGGGAGUGGACUGCAAGCAUUACUGCUUUUAGUUAUAACCAUUCACAUAGAUUGGCAGCAUCAAGCAAGCAAGGCUAGGGAUAGAGUAUCUAUCUAGCUUCCUGGUAGAUAUGGUGUCACAAAGAAGUUUAUCAAGUGCCUACCUUUUCAUGUGAAAAACCAUAUGAAGCAGCUCUAUAAUACAUAUGUUAUGUGCAAAGGAAAACACCAAAUUCAGUUUUCAUUGAUUUCCCAACAAGGGUAAACACCUUCAUAGUACAACGUAAAGCAAAAGCUUCAAGCACAAGAACUGGUGAUAAGCAAGGUCAAGACUCAAAACAUCCACCACCUCAUUUGGCGUUGUUUAAGUUAAACUAUUAUUUUUUCUUUUUUGGACUCCAAAGUCAAAAGUUAAUGUAAAUUGAAACUUUUAUUAGGAUUUGAUUAGAUUUCAUAUUCUAAAAACUCAACUCAUAUUUUACUAGUGUGGACAUUAUUUUCUAAAUGUCUAUUUACAAAUAUCUACCUUUGUAAUCAUUUUAUUCUAACUUUGGCUUCU